Fusarium vanettenii 77-13-4 is the source of this 1524-nucleotide messenger RNA. RefSeq lists its product as uncharacterized. The transcript has 2 exons. The record is from RefSeq and is a predicted model, not a curated record. Gene Ontology annotation, molecular function: oxidoreductase activity, acting on paired donors, with incorporation or reduction of molecular oxygen; heme binding; iron ion binding. The coding region runs from base 1 to 1524 and encodes 507 amino acids. Lineage: Eukaryota; Fungi; Ascomycota; Sordariomycetes; Hypocreales; Nectriaceae.
AUGCGUACUUGGACACUUCAUCCUCGUCACGAUGAUGAAGGCCCGGGGCCACGAAAAUUUCCUCUUUUUGGAGACUUGCACUACUCACCCGUCGAAAAACCGCUCAUCAACUGGGAUGCUUGGGCGAAGCAAAACGGCGCCAUCGUGGCGGCCAGGUUGUUUGGGAUCGUUCCCAUUAUUAUCCUCAACACAUCCGAAGUGGCAACCGAACUUUUCAGCAAGCGCAGCCAGUGGUAUAGUAACAGGCCGAGGUCAGUCACAAUGGAGAUGAUCACGGGCGCCGGCCCAGGUAAAUGCAAGUUCACUCUCUUGCAUGAUUACGAUGCCGACCUCCAACAAUAUCAUCGCAUCCUGUCACCAACUAUCGGGGCACCUUCUGCUCCUCGAUAUCAACCCUUGAUGGAACUCGAGUCUAUGCAGUUGCUUGUGGAUCUCGUUGCUUUAGCGGAAAGGGACAAAGAUCAUAUCACCUCGACCAGGAUCGUCUACCCGCACUUUGAGCGCACCCAAGGCAGCAUCAUAAUGUCACUGCAUUAUGGUAUGCGUAUUCCCACCUGCGAAGAUCCCAUUCUUCACCAAGUCGUGAAAAUUCAAGCGAAAUUGUCACAUCUUGUUGCUCACCCUGGUCUCCCUGACUCUCUUCCCGCACUUCGCCAUCUCCCAGCUUUGGUCUCGCCUUGGAAGCGCCAUGCCAACAAGAUAUAUGAUGAGCAAACAAAACUCUACAUGAAGCUCAUGAAUCAUGGUAGAAGAUUUGAGGGAUGGAAUGCAACAAAGAAAAUCAUUGCAGCGACCGAAAAACAGACCCAAAGCCCCCAACUUCCGCAUCUGGACUUGGCCUUUAUGCUUGCCACUUCUAUCCAAGGUGGCAUGGAGACAUCCCCUCGUCAGAUCCUUUGGUUGUUCCCAGGCUUGAUAAAGAAUCCAGGAUUUCUGAAGAAGGCUCAUGCCGUGCUUGAUGAGGUUGUCGGACAUGAUCGUCUCCCGAGUUUCCAAGACAGGCCGAAACUACCUCUGAUUGACGCUGCCGUUCACGAGCUCUUGCGCUGGAGGCCUGUCGCUCCCGGUAGCGUUCCACGGAGGGCUGAUAGAGAUGACCAUUACAAAGGGAUAAAGAUUGCAAAGGGAAACAUGGUCAUGGCCAACGCGUGGGGUAUUGGGCGUGAUGACGCUGUGUUUGAUCCGUCCUUGGGAAAUCUGGACGACUAUGUCCCCGAGAGGUGGCUGAUGCAUGAUGAGAACAACGGCCAGCCCAAGUUAAGAAGUAACUUACCCCUUGCUGCAUUUGGGCAAGGGAGGCGAAGCUGUCUGGGGAAGAAGGUCGCUAUUGAUGGGAUGUUCAUUCAAGUCGCGAGGCUUCUAUGGGCCUUUGACAUUGAGCCUGUGGAAGAAGUUGAUCCAUGGAAGAUGGACGUUGUUGGACUGAUGAUCAUACCAAACAAUUUUAGGUUUAAACUGAAGCCACGAAGCAUUUUGGCGGGGGCUACGAUCAAAAAGGAAUGGAAUAAGGCUGAUCAGCUGUAA